AUGAAACUGAGAGACAAAACAACAAAAGACACGCAAGGGGACACUGAUUGUCAGGAGGAUGAGUCGUACGGUGAUGAGGAUGAAUUGUAUCCUUGCUCAUGGGUGCCAGAAAUCAUCACUAGGGGUCCCUUCCUGCAGAGGGAAGGGGGCUUCAGUGAGCCUCAACCAGCUUUUAGGGUAUUAAACCCAGACACCCCUUCUUUUGUGCCCCAAAGCCCAACACACUUACCUGAGAGACCUACCCACGAGCUUCAACCAGAAACUCCUCUUGUCAGCUCUGAGAGAAGUGUUUCAGUUACACCUCCUACUUCACACUGUAGAGCCCCAGACCACGUUGUUAUUGACAUUCCAGAACCCAACAUGACACUCAUCUCACCUGUGAGGGAGACCACAGAUCUCAUCCCCACAGAUCCUGUAGGUGCAGACACUGACAACGUAGCGUCUGAGAGUCUAGAGUCUGAGAACACAAGUGUCAGGCGUUCUGUUAGGGAGAGACGUCCGCCCCGGAAGCUCACUUAUGAUGAGUUGGGGGAGCCUUUGACCUUGGCCAUCAGUUCGUUCUUUGAGGCUUUAGGAGCUGCCAUUUCACACAUAUCUGUACCUGUAGGGGCAGGUGUGCAUGCAGGGACUCAUGCAGUCUAGAGGGGGAGAGUGUAACCCUGGUUAGUUUUAUAGUGCUGAGAUAUCUAAAACCCUUUGAAUGCAUCAUAGUUCUUCUGUGUUGUAGUUGUUUCUCGCCUAGUUGUAAAAUUUCCAAGUUUACCUGAACACAUCACCUGCAGCUCCGGUGUGUGUGAGAACGUGGGUGACGAGAAAAAAAAACGGAAAAAAAGGGAGAGAAGUCAUGCAGCCGCGGAGCAAAAGUGUCCUCGUUCAGCGGCCAGAUAUCAUGAUUUUGAGUUGUGAGAGAGUUGUGACAGAACUGUAGUUAGCAGAGAGCGUGAAGAGAUACUCACCUGGUGAAACCGAUCACGGGAGGGACUCAAACCGAGAGUUUCUCCGUACUUUUCUGAACUAUUCUGGUGAGUUAACGUUAGCUGCCUUGUUAGCUUGAUUAGUGGUAUCAAUUUUGUUCGGUACAGGAAGAAAAAAGCCAGUCAGAAUAGUAAAUACAUGUUUAGUGGUGUCGAGACAUGUUUUUGUGAUGACAUGAUGAUAUGUUUUUAUUGUGUGUUACUGUGACAAACAGCUAGUAGUUUACCGAGCAGUUAGCUCAGCUGCGGCUUGCUAACUAGGCCAAGCACGGCCGAGUAUUUCAUAUUUUCUGUGUUUUGAGUUGUUUCAUAUUUCAUGUAAUAAGCUGCAUUGGUUAAUGUGCACUGGAAAAGUAAGCAGACAGCCAUUUAAGCUGAUAAUAAUUACGCUGCAUAUUAUGCAGGCUGGUUUUUUUUUUGAGGACGAGUUCUUCUGUUCAACUGUGAUCCGCAUCGUCCGCUGUUGCCCCGUGGAGGCUCUUGGUUCAACAACAAGCCGUAUCACCCGCCAUGCUGCAGGGAGGCUCUUGGUUCAUCGGGACCAGUGUGGACAUCGGUGUGGUAUGGAAAGGUUCUGA
Molecule: messenger RNA, 1552 nt
Organism: Xyrichtys novacula (pearly razorfish)
Lineage: Eukaryota; Metazoa; Chordata; Actinopteri; Labriformes; Labridae
Source: the annotation of a GenBank genome assembly